CAAUUGUAAAAUGUUAUACAAAAAUUAUACAUUGAUUAUAAAAACUUUGACAACUGACAGACGAGAUUCGUUUAUUUUGACAGUCUUACCUGAGCGAUAUCUACUUAUGGGAAAGGAGAUGGAGAGCGCAAUGAAGGACAAAAAAAAUCAUAUGUCGAGUGGAGGGAAAAAGAAAAAGAGAAAAAGAUAAAGAAAUUUAGGAAGAGAAAAGAAGGAAAAUUACUUGAGCUCCUCUGUUGAAAUGAAUCUGUAUUAAAAUAUGAAACGAUCCUAUCUUUCACAAUAGAGAUGCUCUUCUCAUUACGUUUUAAUUCAUCGGUGAAAACCUUGAUUCAAGAUGGAUGAAGUGCGUAUUAAAUUCAAUUUUUGGUUUGAAAUGUACAAAUGCGCGUGACUUAUAUCGUACACAUCUUGUCAAAAUAUUAAUUUGCCGAUAUGAUUUAUUUAUUUCUAUUUUUCUUUCUUGUUAUGCUUUGAAAGUUAUGUUUCGUGAUCUACAUAACCUCUUUGUUUCUUAUGACGGAUGAGCAAUGGAAUCAUUGUCAAAUUCAGUUAAUGUGUUAGAAUGUGUGCAAUUACAGAAAGAUCAUAUAAUCGGUUGUAUAAAAUUUGUAUAUUGUAACUCUGUUAAAUUUUAUUGACACAUGCCAUAGGCAAAUGUUCGUUUAAUGACCUGUACAUUGUGUAAAUAUUCACAUCUUAUUCAGGAUAAAAUAUACACAUGCUCCAUGUGUAAGGCACAAAUGACGACAUUGGAUGAAGUUCCAAAUCAUUCUUGUUUCAAUGGUCUCCGAGUAUUUUGUGAUGAAGAGGGUUUUCUGUUUUCCAACUCAGAGGACAUUGAAGUUAUGGAAAAGAACACCUCGUCAGAUAUCUCUAAAACAGAAGAUACGGCGCAGACGACUCUGCAAAACUCGGAAAAACCAAAGGUGUUACCGCAAAAGCAAAGUGCAGCAUGGUCGAGCAGUGCUGUUCUGGCUCUCCUCGAAGCUUACGAAUCGAGAACAGGAGAUGACAUUCGAGCAAAAAAGGAGACCAAAUUUUGGGAUAAUCUGGCAAAGGAUUUACAAGAAACCGGUCAUAUGAUAAAUGGAAAUCAAGCAAGAUGGAAGUUCAGUGCUCUACUCCGCCGUUACAAACAAAUAGAGAGCAUUCAAAAAACGGGUAGAGGGGUUGUUCGGUUUCCUUGGUUCGAUCAAAUGGAAAGCAUUCUUAGAAAGCGAAGAAAUGUCACAUGCACAGUAACAUCUAUGUUCCUUCCACAUACUUCAUCAGCGUUGGACAUUUCAAGAGGAACGACCAUUAAUCGUCCACUAUUGCCUAAGGAAUCUUCAACAGAUAUUUCAAAACGAAGUCCACGUGCUAAAGACUCUACUAUUAGCUCGACGUUAACCGAAAACAAGUUGGAAUUUGAGCGGCAGCUUCGUACUCACUUGAAGAUACUUGACGAAACCAAUGAAGAAAAGGAUGGUACCGUCGAGUGGAAAAGAGCUAUAAAGGAGGAAGAAUUACGGUUAAAAAUGAAAAUGGUAGAAUUAAGAGAGAGGGAGCUUCUGUGGAGAGAAAAAGUCACAAAAAAGAAGCUUGAGCAAAUGGAUGAAAGAUUGAGCAUUGACAGGGAAAUCUGCCGCCUAUUAACACAAAUCCUCGCCAAUCAAACCUCUAGCCCGUCCUAUGAAUGACUAUUGACUAACAGAUUAUAUGAAUAAUUAUGUUAUGCUUAUAAGACUGACGGUAUGUUGUCACGAGUUUCAGGAAGAAACCGUGUUGCAUGCAUUUAUCUUCCCAAAAAUAUAGAAGAAAUUUAAGGGUUAUCGGGGUACUACUACAUCGGUUGGACACCACUCGUUAAGUAAAUUAAUGGUUCGCAUAAAAGUGGCGCACCGUCAUGCAUUUUCCGAAAUCCUGAACAGGCUGAAAAAAAUGAUUUAUUUUUUGGAACCUCUUUACAAAAGGUGACGCUGCUCGUGCGGAUUUUCUUUUACCUACAUUGUUCACAUUUUUACACAUUUACAAAAAUCAUCACGAGUUUUCCGUUUUAUCAAAGUAUCUCAUUUUUAAGCAUUUGUGCUUACGUAGGCACCGAAAACAUUGAGGGCGAAGACCAAAACUCACCCACUUAUAUAAACUUUCAGAG
Orussus abietinus is the source of this 2137-nucleotide messenger RNA. RefSeq lists its product as uncharacterized. The record is from RefSeq and is a predicted model, not a curated record. The transcript is spliced from 4 exons. Lineage: Eukaryota; Metazoa; Arthropoda; Insecta; Hymenoptera; Orussidae. Bases 669 to 1682 code for a protein of 337 amino acids.